AUGCCUAUUCUCCUCUCUGCAUUCCUGGGUCUCUGCUUCUGCCAACUGAUUUCCAGUGACCUCUCUGAAAAUGACACUGUGGUGAUCACCAGCUCUGGAUCCAUUAAAGGCAUGAGAGUCCUAACUAAGUCUGGUGCCGUAAAUGCCUAUCUAGGAAUUCCGUAUGCUGAGCCUCCAGUAGGGAAACUGCGCUUCCAGAAACCUGUCCCACAUCAACCAUGGAGCCAUGUCUUGGAGGCUACCCACUUUGGGAAACCUUGUCACCAAUGGACCUCUUUUAGCUAUCCUUAUUCAAGAAUGUGGGUUGCCAGUAAGCCCCAUUCUGAAGACUGUCUUUUCCUCAAUAUUUGGGUGCCUCACCCCCAGCCCUCCGUGUCAGUCCCUAUCCUUGUUUGGAUCCACGGUGGAGGAUUUACUGUUGGUUCAGGGUCUUCGGUCUUAUACAACGGGUCAACAUUGGCUGCUACCGAAAAUGUCAUUGUGGCAUCUAUGAACUAUCGGGUGGGGAUCUGGGGCUUUCUCUUCUUCCCACCAGAAGCCCCAGGGAACAUGGGCUUAUGGGACCAAUAUCUGGCUCUGAAGUGGUUGAAGGAAAAUGCAGCAGUCUUUGGCGGAGAUGCAGAUAAGUUGACUCUCAUUGGCCACAGUGCGGGAGCAGCCUCUGUGGGAUUCCAGCUCCUCUCUCCUGUAAGCCAAUCCCUUUUUGACCGAGCGGUGCUCCAGAGUGGAGCUCCCAAUGCACCCUGGGCUUCAAUGCUGCCCGAAAAGGCCCAGAAAUAUGCCCGUUAUUUAAUUGGUCUGUUGAACUGCAGAAAAGGAAACCACAGUGCCACGAUGAGCUGUCUCCAAAAUAAGGACGUCGGUGUGUUUCUGAAUUUCAGUUCUUUUUUCUUACCCACCUACGAUGGGGAUUUCCUUCCUGAAGAUCCAAAGAGAUUUCUAGAGAAGGGGACAAUUCCAGCAAAGCCACUACUUAUAGGUAUUACAAGGGAUGAUGGCACAGUCUUUAUACCUCGAGUUUUCAACGAUGUAGACGAUGACAAAAACGAGACCUGGGAGCAGGUCAUAUCAGGUAUAGACAUUAUAUUACGAAGACAUUUUGAAGAAGACAUUAUCAAGGCUGUAGCGCUUAAGUACAAUGAAGAUAAACAAGGGCCGAAUCUGAAUCGACAGAUCUUGGCUCAUUUUAGUAGAGAUCACUAUUUUGUGUGCCCACUAAUUGACAUUGCUGCAAGGAUGGCAGCAACGAAGGGCUCUGUGUAUGUUUACUCCUUCAAUCACCAAAUUUCGACUUCCAUCUGGCAAGAAUGGAUGGGUGCAGCUCAUGGAGUUGAGGUCCCUUUUCUCUUUGGAACCCUCUCGUCACUCCCAGGACUCAAUCAAUCAGAUGCAGAAGCUGACAGGGUACUAAGCCAACGGGUGAUGCAUUACUGGGCCCAGUUUGCCAGAAGUGGGAAUCCCUCCAAAUUCACAUCUGGUGAAGUUCAAUGGCCACAUUACAAUGCUACUGAACAAAACAUCUACCAGAUCAGCACCGAGGCACCUCAAAUCAUGCAGUUUUUGCCAC
This is a messenger RNA of Protobothrops mucrosquamatus (brown spotted pit viper), 1567 nucleotides long. RefSeq names its product acetylcholinesterase-like. The record is from RefSeq and is a predicted model, not a curated record. Gene Ontology annotation, biological process: acetylcholine catabolic process; choline metabolic process. NCBI's taxonomy places the organism in Eukaryota, Metazoa, Chordata, Lepidosauria, Squamata, Viperidae. Gene Ontology annotation, molecular function: acetylcholinesterase activity. Gene Ontology annotation, cellular component: plasma membrane. The annotation marks the transcript as partial. The transcript has 2 exons.